GACCAUGGCAACUUUAACCUCUUUUCUUUUCUCCCUCUUCCUCCUCUCCCUCCUCUCCUCCUCCGCCGUUUUGCUGCCGGAAAACUUUUCCAACUGCAUAUUAUUUUUUUCCCGCCCAUACAUUCGCAGAGCUUCCGCUUUCUUGGUCCUCUGCCACUGCAUGAAGAAGCUGCUUCAGACCAUGGCAACUUUAACCUCUUUUCUUUUCUCCCUCUUCCUCCUCUCCCUCCUCUCCUCCUCCGCCGUUUUGCUGCCGGAAACCUUUCGAAACGCCACACAAACCCUCUCAGACUCCGGCUUCCUAUCUAUGGCGCUGACCCUCCAGCUCGCCUCCCCUACCCUGCUCCUCAAUUCGUCGCCGGCGGCCACCAUAUUCGCCCCUUCCGACGCAGCCUUCCUCCUUUCCGGCCAACCGUCUCUUCUUCUGCUUCAAUUUCACAUUUCCCCUCUGAGACUUCACCCCCAAAACCUCUCUGCUCUUCCCCCCGGCGCAACCAUCCCCACCUUGUUGUUAAACCACUCAUUGAUCGUCACUGCUCCGUCUGACGGCGUCGAUUUCACCAUAAACAAUGUUAAGAUCGAAGAUUCUCCGGUUUACGACGAUGGAUCGUCAAUGGUUAUAUACGGAAUUGAAGAAUUCUUUAAUUCUUCUUUCGUGAUGCAUCAGAAUUUGGCCCCGGCUUCGACCCCUGGUUCCAUGGUUAGCGAUCUGCUGUGGAGUGACCCAUCUGGGUCUGGUGCUGGUUUUUUUGAUUUGGUUUCGGAUUUGCUGAGGUCCAGAGGCUACUCAAGAAUGGCCACGUUUCUUGAUAUGCAGCUAGUGGGUUUUGUGAAUUAUACAGGGCUCACGAUUUUUGCGCCGGUCGAUGAAGCAAUCGACGAAGCCGUGAAGAAUUUUGGUGAUUUUUCGGUAUUUUUUCGGCGGCAUGUGGUGCCUAAUUGUUUGACAUGGUUGGAAUUGGCUGAGCUUGACAGUGGAACUAUAUUGCAGACAUUCUCAGAGGGGUUUGUGAUUAACGUUACCAGGUCUGGAGAUGUUCUUGAGCUAAACGGACUUCCGGUGAUCUUUCCGGACAUGUACUACCGUGAUGCGCUUGUUGUUCACGGGAUUAAUCGGUUACUUACUGAAAAACAGGAGUUGACGGGAGAUUCAUUCUUCCAGUUCGAUUGGGAUGAUGAUCCAGAUCCUCCUGAUUAUGGGAAUCCGAAUAGAGAGGCAGACCGAACUCCGUGUCGGUAGAGGCAGUUCAUACUAUCCUUGGUAGGAGGGUGAGUUACUAAGCUAAGGUCAGAUGGUUUUUGGAUUAUGAUCCUAGUUUUUCC
Malania oleifera is the source of this 1323-nucleotide messenger RNA. RefSeq names its product putative fasciclin-like arabinogalactan protein 20. The transcript is spliced from 2 exons. Lineage: Eukaryota; Viridiplantae; Streptophyta; Magnoliopsida; Santalales; Ximeniaceae. Bases 5 to 1240 code for a protein of 411 amino acids. The record is from RefSeq and is a predicted model, not a curated record.